This is a messenger RNA of Girardinichthys multiradiatus, 3570 nucleotides long. It is a transcript of the gene cars1, whose product is annotated as cysteinyl-tRNA synthetase 1. Gene Ontology annotation, molecular function: ATP binding; cysteine-tRNA ligase activity. Gene Ontology annotation, biological process: cysteinyl-tRNA aminoacylation. The record is from RefSeq and is a predicted model, not a curated record. Gene Ontology annotation, cellular component: cytoplasm. The coding region runs from base 86 to 2545 and encodes 819 amino acids. NCBI's taxonomy places the organism in Eukaryota, Metazoa, Chordata, Actinopteri, Cyprinodontiformes, Goodeidae. The transcript has 23 exons.
UGCUCUCGGGUACGGACACAUUAGUUCCUGUUUCUCCUUCCGGUCCGGUUAUUGUUGCAUCAGCAUCUCAUUCAGCCCUGUGGCAAUGUCGAUCUCGGCAGAGACAGCCUUUGAGUUUGGCUUCUUGCUGCAGAUUAACGAGGAGGCGGCCCUGACAGCGGCCCUGAACGACUACCUCACCUCACGCAGCUACCUGGCGGGGUUUGGCCCCUCCCAGGCCGACUUGAGAGCCUUUAGGCUCCUCCCCCAACCCCCCGACCCACAGCAUGUCCACGCUCUGCGCUGGUACAGACACAUUUCUGCCCUGCAGCAGGACCUCGCCGCAGACCGCAGCAUGAAAGGGAAGCGGGUCCAGCCUCCAUGGUCUCCACCAGCUGGAACAGAAGUCCCUCAGCUGUGGCUCUACAACAGCCUGACCAGAACCAAGGAGCCGUUUGUUCCCCAGAAGGGCAACAAGGUGACGUGGUACUGCUGCGGGCCCACAGUGUAUGAUGCUUCCCACAUGGGACACGCCAGGUCCUACAUUUCCUUCGACAUCCUGCGGCGAAUCCUGAGGGACUACUUCAAGUACGACGUGCUCUACUGCAUGAACAUCACAGACAUCGACGAUAAAAUCAUUAAAAGGGCCCGACAGAACUACCUUCUGGACCAGUACAGAGAGAAGCAACCAAAGCCAGCUGAGAUCCUGCAGGACGUCUUGAGGGCACGAGUGCCCUUCCAGGAGCAGCUGGCGUCCACCACAGACCCAGACAAGAAGCAGAUGUUGGAGCGCCUGGAUGCCGCCGUCACCUCCGCUCUGAAGCCCCUGCAGGGGGCGGUAGAGAGCACAGCAGCAGAUGAAGUCCUCCAAGCUCUGGCUCAGGUGUUGUUGGAGAAAUCAAAGGACUUGCUGUCCGACUGGUUGGACAAACAGUCUGGAAGUGAAGUCACAGAGAACUCCAUCUUCUCCGUCCUUCCCAAGUACUGGGAGGGAGAGUUCCACAAAGACAUGGAGGCCCUGAGCGUUCUUCCUGCUGAUGUUCUAACUCGAGUCAGUGAGUAUGUACCAGAGAUUGUGGAGUUUGUGAGGAAGAUCAUCUCAAACGGUUACGGGUACGAGUCCAACGGUUCUGUCUACUUUGAUACCCAGAAGUUUGAUUCCAGUCCGCAGCACUCGUACGCCAAACUGGUCCCAGAGGCUGUGGGAGAUCAGAAAGCUUUGCAGGAGGGAGAAGGCGAUCUGAGCAUUUCUGCAGACAGGCUGAGUGAGAAAAAGUCCCAAAACGACUUUGCUUUGUGGAAAGCUUCGAAGCCAGGAGAGCCUUCCUGGGAAUCUCCAUGGGGGAAGGGACGGCCGGGUUGGCACAUCGAGUGUUCAGCCAUGGCUGGCUCCAUCUUAGGAGAGUCGAUGGACAUCCAUGGGGGAGGGUUUGAUCUCCGGUUCCCCCAUCAUGACAACGAGCUGGCCCAGUCUGAGGCAUUCUUUGAGAACGAUUACUGGGUUCGUUACUUCCUGCACACCGGUCACCUGACCAUCGCCGGCUGCAAGAUGUCCAAAUCGCUCAAAAACUUCAUCACCAUAAAAGACGCUUUGGCAAAGAACACUGCUCGUCAGCUCCGCCUGGCCUUCCUGAUGCAUUCCUGGAAAGACACCCUCGACUAUUCCUCCAACACCAUGGAGUCGGCCGUGCAGUACGAGAAGUUCAUGAACGAGUUCUUUCUGAACGUCAAGGACAUCCUGCGAGCACCCACAGAUCUGACCGGUCGCUUCGAGAAGUGGGAGGCUGCAGAGGUGGAGCUGAACAACAGUUUCUACAACAGGAAGUCGGCCGUGCACAAGGCCCUGUGUGACAACGUGGACACCCGCACCGCCGUGGAGGAGAUGAGGGUUCUGGUCAGCCACAGCAACAGCUACAUCGCCGGCAGGAAGAGCUCCAAGCUGAGGCCCAACCGCCUGCUGCUGGAAAGCAUCGCCACAUACCUCACCAACAUGCUGAAGAUAUUUGGAGCGAUCGAAGGAUCGGAUCCCAUCGGUUUUCCUGUUGGAGGGCAAACUGUGGAUCUGGAGAGCACAGUGAUGCCGUACCUGGCGGUGCUGUCGGACUUCAGAGAGAACGUCCGGAAAAUCGCCCGAGAGCAGAAAGUGACGCCGCUGCUGCAGCUCUGUGACGUCAUUCGGGACGAUACGUUGCCGGAGCUGGGAGUCCGGCUGGAGGAUUAUGAAGGUCAGCCCACUGUGGUGAAACUGGUGGAUAAGGAGACAUUACUGAAGGAGAAAGAGGAGAAGAAGAAGAUGGAAGAGGAGAAGAAACGGAAGAAGGAAGAAGCUGCCAGGAAGAAACAGGAGCAGGAGAUGGCUAAACUCGCCAAGAUGAAGAUCCCUCCAUGUGAGAUGUUUCGCUCUGAACCAGACAAGUAUUCCAGAUUUGACGAGACGGGUUUCCCAACUCAUGAUGCUGAAGGAAAGGAGCUCAGCAAAGGUCAAGCCAAGAAGCUGCGGAAGCUCUACGAGGCUCAGGAAAAGCUUCACAACGAGUAUCUUCAGAUGAACCAGAACGGCAACUGAGCUGUGCUGGUCAUUCGACACAUUAAAACAGAAAGUCCGCAGGGAGCGUGUGGCCUUCUGUCUUCUGUUCAUCAUGUUUCAGAAAACAAAGGGUCCGGUUUUUAUUUUCGUAAACAUGGUUAAAUCAACUCCAGAAACGUGUGAAUUGUUUUGCAUUGAUGAGGUAAAAAGGACUUCCUGUUGUGAGUUUUCUUGAUCAGAAGAAACAACCUGUGUCUCCGUUUUACCAUUGUUUCCAGGCUGGCUGCAGCCCUGUGGAUCAACGCAGACUCAGAGAUGUUCCUGUGUCUUUAGAAUGUUGGAUCUACUCAUAAAACAAGAUCUGUGAAGCUUUUCCAUCAUGCAUUCCUUGUAAAAUCAGUCGGUCAUAUUUCCUUGAUUGAAUUCACUGUGUUUGUAGCAGAGAUUAGAUUCCUGGAAACAUCAGGGUGUGAUUUUAUCAAUCAUUCAGCUUCAUACAGUCACACAGAAACACUGGAAUCACAGAACCUCCUAGUAUCUGCAGGAAAGCUUCGAGGUUUUCAUCAGCUUGGUUAUUUCCUUUUAUGUUAGUUUUGGUAAACUUUUCCCAGGAUAGAAUCAUUUAAUAAAGAUGUUAGGAACAUCUGCCAAACAGAACCGGCUGGAUCAUAAAAUGUUUCCACAUGUUCACGUCCAUUCUUAUCCAUUCCUAAUCCCAGUGAUGUCUUUGUAAAAUGAUCCUGCCAGUAACUUCCAGGAUAAGAUAAAACACAAGCCGCCUCAACUCCAAAGAGCUGCUUUCCUCUUUUUACGGUUUCUGCAAAAUAUGAAGGAAUAUGAUGUUUGAUGUUGUUGAGGAAUCUGAGUAAAUUCCUGAGAAGUUAAGAAGGUUACGUUUCAUGGCUGGAAAAUAGUCCUAAAAGAGGAGAGCUUUUUAAUCAAUCAUCCAUCCAUUACACUUUGUAUUUUUCUACUGAUUUAUUAGAAAACUGUGGUUCUGUGAAGGCGUGGCUGCAGGUUGUGGUUUGUGAAGAAGAUGCUUUAAUAAAGAGGAGUCAGAGAUA